This is a messenger RNA of Letharia columbiana, 918 nucleotides long. RefSeq lists its product as uncharacterized. Lineage: Eukaryota; Fungi; Ascomycota; Lecanoromycetes; Lecanorales; Parmeliaceae. The record is from RefSeq and is a predicted model, not a curated record. The coding region runs from base 1 to 918 and encodes 305 amino acids. The transcript has 5 exons. Gene Ontology annotation, molecular function: oxidoreductase activity, acting on the CH-OH group of donors, NAD or NADP as acceptor; NADP binding.
AUGCCGCCUCAAUUAACAUGGAUUGGUCUCGGAAACAUGGGUCGGGGUAUGUGUAAGAAUUUGGUGGAGAAGGGCGACCUCGACAAGCCACUUAUUAUUUUCAACCGCACACAAAAGCGAGCCACCGAUCUGAACGCAACAUUGCCUUCUGGGAAAUCGACGAUUGCAUCAGGCCUAGAAGAAGCCGUGUCCAGAGCAGACAUCAUUUUCACGUGCCUGGGCGACGAUGCUGCUAUCAGAGAUACAAUUGCAACCGCGAUAAAGGGUAACGUCAAAGGCAAGCUCUUCGUGGACUGCUCUACAGUUCACCCUGAUACUACAAAUCUGUUAGCCAAGAGUAUACACGACCAAGGGGCGGAACUGGUGGCAUGCCCAGUUUUUGGUGCACCAGCAAUGGCCGACAAUGGGCAACUCGUCUGCGUCCUUGCUGGUCCCGCGUCCGCAGUCGAGAGAGUGAAGCCCUACUGCAAAGGUGUCAUGGGUCGGGCCAAUAUCGAUUUCAGUGACCAGCCGCAGGGGAAGGCCACACUGCUGAAGAUCAUAGGCAACACUUUCAUUCUCAACAUGGUAGAGACACUAUCUGAGGGGCACACCCUGGCGGAAAGGAGCGGGCUUGGCAACGACAAUUUACAUCAUUUUAUUGAGACUAUGUUUCCCGGUCCAUAUACUGCCUACUCGGGAAGGUUGCUGGCAGGCGAUUAUUACAAGCGGGACGAGCCCUUGUUCGGGGUAGAUUUGGCACGCAAAGACGCCAAACAUGCUUUAAAUCUUGCAGAAGCGUCUGGCACAAAGAUGAAGGAUGUAGAGAUUGCUGACGGCCAUCUUGCUGAUGUGCAGAAGCACAUGGGAUCAAAAGGCGACAUUGCGGGAAUUUACGGUGCUGUACGGCAAGAAGCAGGACUAAAGUUCGAGAAUUGA